Messenger RNA from Ilyonectria robusta, 1320 nucleotides. RefSeq lists its product as uncharacterized. The transcript is spliced from 2 exons. Lineage: Eukaryota; Fungi; Ascomycota; Sordariomycetes; Hypocreales; Nectriaceae. Bases 1 to 1320 code for a protein of 439 amino acids. The record is from RefSeq and is a predicted model, not a curated record.
AUGCCUCUCUCUCAGACUGAAACUGAGCUUGGCUAUUGGGAUAAUCUUUCAAAUGCCAAUCCUGCCCUCUACAAGGCUCUCGAGGGCUGGGCUGACGUCGACUCCCGGGUCGGCUUGGUCUUGAGGGCCGUCCAGGAAUCUGCCCCUAGUUCGGAGGAUCCAGUUCAUCUGACUUUUAAGAUGGGUAUUGAUAAUGGCUGGGGCGAAGAUCAAGCUCGCCUUGUUGUUGCUGCGCCUGGCGGUGAGGGUUAUAUCGCCGUUCACAUCCCAUCUCACGUCUUUUCUGAGCAGAACCUCAGUCAAGAGAAGAUCAACCAGUUCUGUCUCAACAUCAGAGACGUCAUUUGCCGCAUCUCUCAUCACAAAUGGAACGCUCUGAACCACCAUGAACAAGUCGAAGUUCUUUCCGCCGCCAACGAACCAAUUAAGAGCGGUCGGUCCCAGUACUCGCCCAAGUCCAUCAAGCGCAUUGAGCACACGGAGAUGUUCCAUGAGGCCAUGGGCAUCCAAGUCCCCAAGGCAGCGACACCUCCUCGAUCUCGCCUCAGCCAGAGCACGGUCGAUCCUCUCAAGAAUCAGGUCUCCCAAAAGGACCUUAUGACCUUUGAGGGUAAACUCGAUAAACUCAUCAUAGAGUUCAAUGCUCUCGUCUCUUCGGUAGCCAAGAGCAAGGGUCCUGGGGCAGACAGUCGUUCCGCUCCCUCGACUCGCCUUGACACCUUUGAGAGAGACCGCCCUUCUGCUCGAGAAACACCACCAACUGCCAAUGUGAAGCCAACGAAGCCCCUCGAGCAGGAGUACGAUUGCUGGGGCAAUGUGGUCAAGAACCCAUAUCUUCCAACCACAAUCGCCGGCGCUUAUGCCGCUUGGAGUCAGAGAGAUGGGGACCCUUUCUCGGGCAGCCAGGUUCGUUCCAAGAUCGCGAAGUGGUGGGAGAAGGGAGAGGGUAACCCCAUGUCCGGCAGCAUGAUGCCCGGCAAGUGGGUUGAAACUCCUGUGAGGAAGUUCGAAGAUCCAGAGACACCCGUACCGAAGGGGAAGGGGUCUGGAUCCAAGGGCAGACAGGAUCAAUCCAAGCUCCCCGACGUUGGCCCAUUUGAUUGGGAUCGAUGCGACUACUCUGACGACGAUGUUUCUGCUGUCACCCCAGAGCCUCGACUUCGUUCUCGUAGGGGUGCUGCCAAGGCACCACCUGCAAAGCCAUCUGGGAAGAGACAGUUCGGUGUUUGGAGAGGACCUGCUUCCACGGAGGACGGUGUUGAUCAUGUAUGCCGGGGACAUUCUCAUGGCCCAGUCGUUCCGGGUGCCUACGAAUGGUAA